Molecule: messenger RNA, 3148 nt
Organism: Chiloscyllium plagiosum (whitespotted bambooshark)
Lineage: Eukaryota; Metazoa; Chordata; Chondrichthyes; Orectolobiformes; Hemiscylliidae
Source: RefSeq, a predicted model, not a curated record
AGAGUGAGGGGAGCUCAGAGAUUUCUGGAAAUUGGGGAGGUCACAGAGAUUGGGUGGGAUGGGGCUGUGGAAAGAUUUGAAAACAAAGAUGAGAAUUUGAAGAUCAUGGUGUCACUUAACUGGAGAAAAUGUAAGUCAGAGCACAGGGACAAUAGGGGAGUCAGGUUUUGAUAUAGGUUAGGAACAGGUGGCAGGUUUGAAUUAUCUUAGAGAUUCAUGGAGGAUAGAAUGUGGCCAGGCUGGGGCCAUUUGGAACAGUCAGUCUACUGUGAAUGAUGGUUUCAGCACCUGAUGAACGGAUACAGGGUGAAGAAGAGAAAAUGCUAUGGAAAUGGGUGCUAGUGAUUUUGAUGAUGGAGAUAAAAUGGAGCUGCAGGGUCAUCUCAAGGUCAGAUUGGAUGCAUGGAGGUCAGCUUCUGCUUCAGAUAGGGGUGAGUUGGCACAGUGGGCUUUUGCCCGAAAUGUUGAUUUUCCUGCUCCUCGGAUGCUGCCUGACCUGCUGUGCUUUUCUAGCGCCACUCUGAUCUAGACAGUGGAGUCUGUGGCUAGGAAGCAGGAGUCAAAGAGGAGGCUUCAGUUUUCUCCAUGUAUAACUGAAGAAAAUCUCUGCCUGUCAAAUAGGGGAAAAGUAUGGUUUGAGAGAGUGAUAAUGAAGUGGUUCUCAACGUAUACAGGGGAGUGAGACAUAAAGGGGACUGAGGUCCAGGGCUAGAAGCAGGAGGAGAAAUCAUCACCUCCGGUUUGGAUAAUUCUGAAAGAAAACAGGUCAGGGCUGUGCCAAGAGACCGGACAGUUCAAGAGAAACAUUGAAAGAUUAAUGAUUGGUCAUCUCUGUGAAAGGUUACAGAUUGAUGGAGAGGACAAGAUGGUUCAGUUCCUACAGCCUUAGUUUGUAACACCGCACUUACAUGGCAAGGAUAGGAAUCUGACUGAAGAGAUUCAAACAGAGUUUUGGGAGAGGUACCAUGGAUUUAUUUGGGAUAUGGCGAAACUUUCAAGGAGUUGGGAGUUUACAAAGAUAGUUGGGUCGUCAAUAUUUUUUCUGAGUGUGGACAGGUUUUGACAGGGAGCGGACAGAACUCUAUUAAAGCUAAGCUAGGAGGGGUCAGGUAAGGUAGGGUGAGCCGUGGGAGUUCCUCAGUGUGGUGUUGCCUGAGGUUCCCAUUGCUGUAACCCAGAGCUGCUCAGAAUCUGCUGCAUCUCCCAGAACACGGCCCGAAGCGCGUUACAAUUUGUGCUUUGAAAUGAUUUAAAGUCACUCGGUCAUUUUCCGGUCAGGAAUUGGGAACCCCAGCUUCAUGUUCCAGAUCCACAGUCUCUCACUCCGUUUCAGUUCAGCCCCGGGGGUGGGGAGUGUGUGGGAGUGAAAAGUGCUGGGGUUCAGGUGUGAGCUCUCAAAUGUGACCAGUACUCAGGCCAACCCGGGAGAGAGGGACAGAGGAACAGAAAGGAGCCAGGGCACGGGCACAGGCAAGGAAGGGGGAGGAACAGGGACAGUGCGGGGCGGAGCGGGGAGCAGCAGCAGCUCCUUAUAGAGAGAGGGAGGUAACUGGCAGCUCUCCAGAGACAGAGGGAGUCAGAGAGAGAGAGAGAGAGCUGGCCACAGUUACUGAGGGAGACUCUGAGGGACUGACGGAGAAUCUGAGGGAGUGAGGGAGACUCUGAGGGAGUGGGUGGUGUCCCCCAGCCGUGGGGGCUGUUCCCUGAGAAGCCACACUCGGUCAUGUUCCACUUCGAGGAGAAGCCCAAGGCCGGUGGGGGUCCUGGGGAGGGUGCCCAGGGAAGGGGGCAGCCCCUGGACACCAAGCUGUACCGGAGGCGCUGGGUGAUCGUCUUCUUGUUCAGUUCGUACUCGCUGUGUAACGCGUUCCAGUGGAUCCAGUAUGGGAUCAUUAACAACAUCAUCAUGAAAUAUUACAAUGUCGCCUCGUUCACCAUUGACUGGCUCUCCAUGAUUUACUUUGUCGCCUACAUCCCCAUCAUUUUCCCGGUCACUUGGCUCCUGGACCGUAAGGGCCUCAGGGUCAUCGCCCUGGUCGGCAGCGGCCUGAAUUGCUGUGGCGCCUGGAUCAAGAUCGCCAGCGUGCGGCCGGACCUAUUCGCGGUCACCUUCUUCGGACAGACCGUGUGUGGCAUCGCUCAGGUCUUUAUCCUGGGAAUGCCGUCCCGGAUCGCCUCUGUCUGGUUCGGGGCCAAUGAGGUGUCCACCGCCUGCGCCAUCGCCGUCUUCGGGAACCAGAUGGGAGUUGCACUGGGUUUUCUUAUUCCCCCCAUGAUUGUACCAAAUGUGGAUGACUUGGAUCAAUUGACUUACCACAUCAACAUCAUGUUUUAUGGCACUGCUGCAGUAGCAACUCUGCUGUUUAUCCUUGUUAUUCUCGUUUUUCAGGAGAAGCCAGAUAUUCCACCAAGCCAAGCACAGGCAGCUAUCCUUGCCAAACCUAUGCUGGAUUAUUCCUACGUCCAGUCAAUACUGCAAUUGGUUAAAAAUAUGCCAUUUUUCCUACUUGUUGUUACCUAUGGAAUUAACACAGGUUCCUAUUAUGCAGUUUCAACGCUUCUGAACAAGAUGGUGCUGACACAUUACCCAGGUGAAGAAUUGAAUGCUGGGAGGAUUGGGCUCACUAUUGUGGUUGCUGGAAUGGUUGGUUCCAUUAUCUGCGGAAUCUGGUUGGACAAAACCCGAACAUACAAACAAACAACAUCAGUGGUUUACUUCCUGGCCUUCGCAGGAAUGGUGACUUUCACAUUCACACUUAACUUGGGUCACCUGUGGGUUGUCUUUCUGACUGCUGGAAUGCUGGGGUUCUUUAUGACGGGUUACUUGCCGCUUGGCUUUGAAUUUGGUGCUGAGCUUACCUAUCCUGAGUCUGAGGGAACAUCUUCAGGCCUGCUUAAUGAAUCUGCCCAGGUUUUCGGAAUUACUUUUACCAUUGCACAGGGUAAACUAAUUGAUCACUUUGGGACUGUGGCAGGAAACAUUUUCAUUUCUGUGUUUCUCUUCGUUGGAACUGUUAUAACAGCAACAAUUAAAGCAGACCUCAGGAGACAGAAGGCAAACAUGCAUGUGUCACCAGACACGAAUGUAGGAGGCCUGAUUAGUAAGUCUGCGGAUGACCCAAAGAUUAGGGGAAGCUGCAGAGAGUGA